GCUUGCUGAAAUACGGAAGCUUCAGUAAAACACGCGACAGUGACAAAUACAUAUACAAUGGGGUUUUAUUGUAUUUAUCUACCAGUGUUUGUGACCAUAGUGUUGACAUCAUUUGUGUCUGCUCGUGCGGUGAACAUCAGCAACACAUGGAUGCUUCCAGAAGAAGGAUUUCCAGUAUUUUAUAGAUAUUUCCGUGAUCGUAUUUCUUGGUAUGAGGCUGAUGCCGUAUGUCAAUUUCAUCAUGCGAAUCUAGUGACAGCUGACAGUACUUCUCAAUAUGACGCAAUACGAGCUUAUUUAAAAGAACUGGACAUCACAGAAAAUAUAUGGAUAGGAUUAUCUAAACCCACGAAUAGACCUAAUUUUACAUGGACGAAUUUUCGGCCCCUAAACGGUGAUGGCUACUGGCAACAACCUAUACCAAAAGAAAAUGAAGCCAUUUGUAUUGUGAUGGAUCCUGUUGCCGACUUCUUAUGGAAGCCCAUGACUUGCGGAGGACCUGAUGUAGCAUCAUUUAUAUGUGAAUUACCAGUUCCUACGUGGGCAAUGGGUCCCAAAGGCUGCCUCUUGACAGAACUACCAUCUCUAACAGUCCUGUAUAUACCGGAGAAAUUGGCCCUUGAACUCACAUCAGAUUGUGGUCUUGAUGGAACAAAGAGAAUAGCGUGUAAAGGCGAUGCGGACAGGGAAGAAAUUUUAAAACAACUCACCUGUGCAAUGCCACCAGACGACUUCGAUGAUAAAUCAACAAAAAGUCCAGUUUUAUCCAACACGUUAUCAAACACUCUUUCUGAUAUAACUUCAGACGAAACUUCUUCGAACAGCAAAACAACGAAACCUUGGAUAUGGACCUCCAAUACACUUGGUACUGAUUACGGUAUGCCUACAAGACAUCGACGAGAAACCGAAGACACGCUUAGUCCGUCAUCCACAAAGAGUACAACAGAUUUAUCGACGUCAAGAUCGCAAAAUGCCUCAAAAUCAACGACUGUAUCUAUAAAUUUGAAUUACGACCCAAUAACUACCAGUUUCACUCCUGAAGAGGAUGUUACAUUAGAUAUGAUUCUCUCAUCAAAAUCUGAAGGAGAAAUUAAAACAACCGAAUUAACUGAUUCCACGACUCAAAAUAUUAAUGAACAGACAGAAGAACAAUUUGAGAUAGUCGAGAAUAUUUUGGCCACCACAGAAAAGGCAUUUAGUUCAGACGUCGAUAGCGGAGAAUAUCCAAGCGCUAUUGGUCAGGGACAACUAUUUAGCAUUAUCGAGAACGGCACAAUGUUUGACCUAAUUGAAGUCAAUGAAACAACUACUGGAAAUAUAAAGUUGCCAAAGGAAAUGAUCGAAACAGCGCAAUUAGAAUCUGACAUUCUAAAAACCUCUACUGACCACACUAGUGACAGUCUAUACACAACAGUUGUUUAUCAUAAGGAACCACCUUCAGAAGCAAAUUUCGUUACUAACAAAUCAGUUAAAAAAGUUGACAACACACACAAAAAAAAUAUAUUUAAAGUUAAGGAAUCUAAAAAUGUCAACCAAAAAAUCAACGAUAAAUUCGUGCAACUUGCAAGUAUUAAUUACACUGAACGUAAUAAUCAUUCAAAAAUACUUUCAAAAGAAGAAGAUAUGUUUCCAGUUGUAGCAGAUUCUUUAAUUAAGUUAAAUAGAACAUUUAGAAAAGAACUACCACCUAACGAAGGAAUAAACAUCUCCGAUGGACAAUCAAUCUCUAACUUGUCCAGUAAUAACCCAAUAUCUCAUAAUGCGCAUCAACACAUUGAAAUCAAAUGGCAACAAGAAAAAAAUAAUAAUUUAUUGGAAAUGAAACUAUUUGUUACUACAAAGCGGUCUGAUUUAGGGAAGACACCACAGAUGAUGAAGGAGAAUCUUGAAUUGGUUAAUAGUACUGAAGACGACAAUGCAAUAUUUCACAAAAUAGAUUCAAAGAUUGACUUUCUUAAUAUAAACAAUAGCGCUGUAGAAAAUAACAAUACUGAAACAUUCAUUGUACCCGCACCGGAAAAAAUGAAAACACUCUCUAAAGAGUCCAAUUUAACAAAGGAACAAUUUCUUCCCAAGUCACUCCUAGGAGAAAUUCAGAAUAAAAUUGAUAUGGUUGGUGGUACAUCCCCUUCUAGUGAAUCUUUUGAACCUGAACCUCAGGCUCAACCUAGACCAAACAGGCAACGACAACUCACUCGUCCCCAGAGACGGUCAUUUUAUCCUUAUUUUUUCAGCAGGGUGUUGGGCUGAAUUAGUUUGACACAUUUUUUUGCAUCAAUUCAUUUAGAAUGAAGGCGUGAUUUUAAGCACUUUAAUGGUUGUUAUUUGUCUGCCAAGAUUGUUAAAGUUGAGUGACAAACGAUGUCAAUGACAAAAUACCUCCCUGUUUAGUUGCACUGAAUUUGUGAGGAGACUUUGUAUUCCAUUUAGUACAACGAUGUUAUUUGUAGUAUUUGUAGUACUAGUCUGUUGUUUAUAUUUCUUGUUCUAGUACGUCAGUGAUUUUUAAUGUUAGCUCGUGUUCUUAUUUCUGAUAGAUUUUACUUUUUAAACAUUUAGAUAAUUUACUUCUUUCUACAUAAGGCUGUAGGAUGAAUCUAGUAUCACUGAGUUGUAUGAAGACCAUUUGUUAUGUAUUUACAAAGUUUAAAUUGUAAACAUAGAUUCUUAGUGUCACUUUUGAUAGAACCUAUGCAUUGAGCUUUAAUUGUAAAAAUCCAUACAGAUCACAUGACACGAAAAGCUGCAUGAGCAAUGCACCGUCCUGCUUCCCGUCCUAUGCGUUCAAACUAUACAGAGGAAGUGACAUGUGCCACCUCACUGCUUUAAUUAAAAACACGGUAUUUUGCACAAUGUCAAGAACACUGUAAAUGUACAUACUGUAUAUGACUGUGCUACAAAAAUAAAAUACAUAACGUAAAAAGAA
Messenger RNA from Zophobas morio, 2926 nucleotides. RefSeq lists its product as uncharacterized. The transcript is spliced from 7 exons. Bases 58 to 2250 code for a protein of 730 amino acids. The record is from RefSeq and is a predicted model, not a curated record. Lineage: Eukaryota; Metazoa; Arthropoda; Insecta; Coleoptera; Tenebrionidae.